Molecule: messenger RNA, 1146 nt
Organism: Lottia gigantea (owl limpet)
Lineage: Eukaryota; Metazoa; Mollusca; Gastropoda; Lottiidae
Exons: 6
Biological process (GO): mRNA export from nucleus
Cellular component (GO): transcription export complex 2; cytoplasm; nucleus
Source: RefSeq, a predicted model, not a curated record
AAGGCCUUUAUUGGCACCUGUCCUGAUAUGUGUCCAGAGAAAGAACGAUAUGAUAGACAGGAAACACGACGUUUGAGUAUUUAUGAAAUGAUACCUGGAACAGAAAAUAUUGUAAAUCACAGUAGAGCAGUGAAAGAAUACAGUCGUUCUUCCGCUGAUCAGACUGAACCAUUACAACAUGAACUUCGACCUGAACCUGUAUUAAUGAUGACUAUGGCAUAUUUAUUACGUGAAAUAGCUGAUCGGGGUGAAGAAGAACGAUGGGCUGAUUGGUAUGAUUUUCUCUGGAAUAGAACUCGUGGAAUCAGAAAGGAUAUAACUCAACAACAACUAUGUAACAGAAAUGUGGUAGAACUGAUAGAGAAAUGUGCUAGAUAUCAUAUUUAUUGUUCACAUCGUCUAUGUGAACAAGAUAUGAUGGUAUUUGACAGUAAAAUAAACAAUGAAAAUUUGACAAAGUGUCUACAGACUUUAAAAGAAAUGUAUUAUGAUUUAGAGAAGAAUCAACUUGUUUUCUGUCCAAAUGAAGCAGAGUUUCGAGGUUAUAUGGUUCUUAUGAAUUUAAAUGAAGGUGAUACAUUGAGAGAAGUUCAAGAAUUACGUCCAGAGGUUCGUGAGUCAGCAGAAAUAAAGUUUGCUUUAAGAGUAUACUCAGCUUUAAACAGCCACAACUAUGUUAGAUUCUUCCGUAUGGUUAAACAGGCUACAUUUCUUCAAGCUUGUAUCAUACAUCGUUAUUUUACACAAGUUAGAAGUCGGGGAUUAAUAGUUCUGAUGAAAGCUCUGGGGAAAAACAAUAGGUAUCCUCUAUCACACCUGAAGAAUAUAUUUAGUUUUGAGAAUGUACUGGAAGCUGAAAGGUUUUGUUCGUAUUAUGGUUUUAUAUCUAAAGAUGAGUAUGUAACUAUAGAUAGUAGAGAUUUUAUGGAACCGGAAGUGUCUGUACCUCCAACACGUUCAAUAUCUCUGAUAGAAUCUAAAUUACUAGUUCCUGUAGGACAGGUUAGGAUAUACUUUAUGCCUUUAUUUCAUUGUCCGAUUAGGAUUAGCUAUGUUGCUGCAGGAGCAACAAAAUUGUGGACAGUCUCAAUCAAAAUUAAUGCAUUGUUGGCAUCAUUCACUGAAAAUUCUUUCUUACUGUUUUAA